AUGUCUGCUGCGGUGUGCGGAACCAAGAGAUCUUUUUUCGAAGACCUUCCUCCUUCACCACCUGUUUCCAAGAGGCUCCGUUGUUCCUCUUCCCCGAUUCGUCUUUCUCUUCCAUCGCUCGUUGAUCACCUUCGCAAUCUCUUUCCCAAUAUGGAAGAUCAGAUCCUUGAAAGAGCGUUGCAGGAAUGUGGUAAUGAUUUGGAUGCUGCUAUUAAAAGUUUGCACGGGCUUUGUUUGGGAUCUGCUGAUGAAAUUGCUGCAAUUGCUCCUCAACCUGAUGUUGUUACUGUUGAAACAGGUGUUUUUGAAAAUAAUGGGGAUGCUUCUGCGUCAGGGAAUCAGCCAGCUGAAAACACUCUUCCGGCUGAUGGACCUGAAUGGAUUGACUUGUUUGUUAGGGAAAUGUCAUGUGCUACUACUGUUGAUGAUGCCAGAACUCGUGCUGCAAAACUUCUUGAGGUUCUGGAGAAAUCAAUCAGUGCACAUGCGAGUUCUGGGGCAAUAACUGAUCUUCAAAGGGAAAAUUUGAUGUUGAAAUAUCAAGUUGAAGUGUUGACCAAGGAGAGAAAUUGUUUCAAAAGUGCUUUUAGAAUCCAGCUUGAACGCCUUUCUGAUUAUGAAGAUAAAGACCGAGAGUUGCAGCAGCUGAAGCAAUUGGUAUCUCAAUACCAGGAACAGAUCAGAACUCUUGAGGUUAACAACUAUGCUUUGCGAAUGCAUCUGAAUCAGGCACAAAAAUACAACCCUUUUCCUGGGCAUUUCCCUCCCGACGGCUUCUAA
Molecule: messenger RNA, 780 nt
Organism: Vicia faba (fava bean)
Lineage: Eukaryota; Viridiplantae; Streptophyta; Magnoliopsida; Fabales; Fabaceae
Source: the annotation of a GenBank genome assembly